CAUGGAUAGACGAGUGCAGUUCUCUUCAAGACCGUGUAGCCAAAAUAUUCAAAACGACGAAAAAGAGACUUAUCUGGAAAGGGAUAUAUCACCAAUUGAUUCACAAACAAAUUUAUCACAAGACGACGAGGAGGAAUUAACUAAUAAUACUAAAGCCUUAUUUCAAGCGGCAAGAUGUGGAAAUAUAAACGAGAUAGACGAUCUUCUUGAUGCGCCAGAAGCCGAUAUUAACGUCGUUUGGUAUCAGGAAAAUCUUCUAAUGGCUGCAAUACGAGAAAGUCAGUUGGAAAUGUGUGAAUUUCUCAUUGAUAAUGGAAUCGAUUACAACUUUAAAACUUCCCGAAUAGAAAUCGAUGAUGAUGAUGUAGCUAAUGUUUACGAAGAUUCGUGUCGUCAAAUGGCCUAUGACGUUGGCUUAACAGAUAUUGUUUAUCUAAUAGAUAGUUUGAAUAACUCACUAUGGCCAUGGGAAAAACCCCCUAGUAGGGAAUUAAGAUUGAAAAAAACUCCCGAAGAAAAAGAAAAAGCAAGGCGGAAAGAGGAAAAAAGACGGAGGCGACGUAGAGAAAGAAGAGAAAGAUCGGGAGUCGAUCCAGAGGAUGUUCAUUCAAGUGACUCUAGUGUUGACUCAAAUUCUGAUAUUUCAACAGAUUUAGAGGACAUUGAGGAAACAGAAGGAGAAGAUAAAGAUGAUGAAGUAAGCAAGAGCGAAGAAGAAAAUGAGGAUUCGGAACAGUCAGAGGCUGGUAGUCAAUUUGACCUUAAAGAGAAUCGUUUGAAAUCAAACGAAAGUGACCAUACGAACUCUUCCAUUUCUACCAGCAAUGGCAAAUUACUUCCCCUCCGUUCAAAAUCUAAUUUAAGUCACAUUAGCUCUAUAAGAAUGACAAAGGCCUCUAAACUGCAGACGGAAUCGAAUACGAAUAAGCGUUUAAUUUAUGAGCACUUUCGUUCAACUAUUUCUAUGCCGCAAAGGCCUAAAACAUUUGCUUUCGGUAGCUAUUUUGAAGAAAGCUCUUUUUGGAAAACUUCAAGAAGGGCAGAGACAGCUUCGAGGGUCCGAACAAAAGAAGGUCAGUCGAUCAAUAAGUCAACAAAGAGAAAAUCUAAACGUUUAAAUAGCCUUCCUCUACCUUCCAUUGCAAAAGUUCACACCCCAAAACCUAACAGAUGGAAAACGCCUGACCCUGAAUCUCGAAAAAUCAAAACCACAAGUAGUUGGUGGUGGAGAAGAGAAAACAUUUGA
Dimorphilus gyrociliatus is the source of this 1246-nucleotide messenger RNA. The record is from the annotation of a GenBank genome assembly. Lineage: Eukaryota; Metazoa; Annelida; Polychaeta; Dinophilidae.